AUGAUUCCCAAAUUCUGUCUCCUUCUUUUCUAUUUGUUUUUGGGACUGAUUACUGCCGCCCCUAUCCAACGCAGCGAAAAUGGUUUCGGUCUUAAGGAUGUCUCUAUUUUUAAGGACCCCAAAGCAGAAGGCAAGAAGGGAGAGGGUAAAUUCCACUUCGCAACCACCCAUCUGACCUACGGCAAGCCACUUCAGAAUGAUGAACUGGUGAAUGUGGCGAAAGAGGCUAGCAAAGGUGUGAGCAGUCUUUUCUCCAAGAAACAAACCCCUACUGUCUUGGCGGCAUUGGCAGUUGGCAACGAGGUGUUUAUUGGGACCUCUGUAAAGGGCGGCUCUGAUAGCUUCUUCUACGGCAAAGGUGCUAAAGAUGAGGAGGACUCUGUCAAACUUUUCGAAUACUAUAAGGGAUCGGAUAAGAUCAGAACGGUUCUCGAUGCGUGCAAGUCAGAUCAUAAAGGUCUGCUGCACGGGAAUAAUGCCGCCUGUGGAGAGAUAACGGCACUCCUGACUUACUUCACGAAAAAUAACAAGCCGUUGAACGAUCAAGACGCCAGGAUCGUCGCAGUGAGUACCAGGGACCAAAAAGUCGUGCCCCCAUGUGAUGGCAACAAGAACGAUGUGGUUGGUGGAUGGGGCUGCAAGCAGACAGUCGGAAAAUUUGGACUGACAGCCAUCACUAAAGAUGCAAGCAAUGAGGUGAAGCUACCUUCACCCACCAGUACGGAUAAUAUCGAACUUCAGAAGAAAAAGAACCCCACUCCUGGGACGCAGCCAGGCUCUACUGAGCCGACGAACCCUGGGCACCAGACGAACCCUGGGCAACAGACGAACCCUGGGCAACAGACGAACCCUGGGCAACAGACGAACCCUGGGCAUCAAACAAACCCUGGACAUCAGACAAGCCCUGGGCAUCAGACCAACCCUGGACAUCAGACAAACCCUGGACAUCAGACAAGCCCUGGACAUCAGACAAGCCCUGGACAUCAGACGAGCUCUACCGAUAAGAAACAUGGAUCGUCCAAGACCUCUAAGCAUGGUCACUAA
This is a messenger RNA of Aspergillus tanneri, 1044 nucleotides long. It is a transcript of the gene BTB-19, whose product is annotated as embryo development ending in birth or egg hatching. The record is from RefSeq and is a predicted model, not a curated record. The transcript has a single exon. Bases 1 to 1044 code for a protein of 347 amino acids. NCBI's taxonomy places the organism in Eukaryota, Fungi, Ascomycota, Eurotiomycetes, Eurotiales, Aspergillaceae.